Molecule: messenger RNA, 2112 nt
Organism: Eurytemora carolleeae
Lineage: Eukaryota; Metazoa; Arthropoda; Copepoda; Calanoida; Temoridae
Product: mini-chromosome maintenance complex-binding protein
Exons: 17
Coding region: 127-2001 (624 amino acids)
Biological process (GO): DNA-templated DNA replication
Molecular function (GO): chromatin binding
Source: RefSeq, a predicted model, not a curated record
AAAUUGCACGUGUUUUCAGAUUACUAAAGGAGACAAAACUGUCUCCCUAAGUCCUUCAAAAUUGAGUUGAAUUAUCCAAGCUUGGUUUCUCACCAUCUACCAAUCAUUCAGUCCCCAGUGUACAAGAUGCCGGUAGCAGAAGAUUGGAGAACUUGUCCCCUUGGCCUUGUAGAACGAACCUUUAAGGCGAGACAGGACAACGAUGAUUGUUGGUCUGAGAAGCUGAGCUCUCAGUUCAAUGCUCUGCUCUCCGACCCUGCCAACAGAAACACCCUCCCCUCCCUAAACUUCACCCCCAACCAUGAGUUGAGGGACGGGCAGCUGGUGAGGUUCAGGGGGAUGGUCCAGGAUAUGUAUGAUCCUGAGAUAUAUAUGGCGGAAUACGAGACAAGAAACUUAUCCACAGGAGUUAAGAAUAUUCAGUGCGGCAGAUACCGUGAUGUGCUUCCUAACAGUAUCCGUGAGGAGGUUCUAGAGGACUCUGAGCAUGUUGUCAUGAAGGAUCGUCAUGUUGUGUACUGCGUGAGUAUACCUGGAGAGAACCCCUGGGUUACUGAGCUCCUGGCAGCACAGGCAGAGAACAAGGCUGGACCCUCUGGAACAUAUCAGAACCCAUUGAAGAGGGGGCUGGACCCUUCAACACAGGAAAUUAUUGAUGGUGAGAGUAUGGAAGGUAUGGAGAUGGAUGGAGAUGAAUCUAAACCUGGAGAUGAAUCCCCCAGCAACGGUCUAGUUAAGAAGAGCAAGGGGGAGAAUGGGAACCCUGUAGUACCUGGAGUUAAACCAACUCAGGGCUCAGUAGAUCUCAACCUACCAAUCCCGAAUCAAAAAGGUAAGGCUGCUAUAGUGAAACUAUACGAUGUACCUGAAGGUGAGAUCAAGCUGACCGAUCUCCUGGAUAUAGUUGGGGUCAUCUCACUUGACCCUGCCAUGGCCUUGAGCGAACCUAACGAGACCUCCAUCUUCCCCCCACCCUCCCUUGUACCCAGACUGCACGUGAUUCACUUCCAAAAGCUCGCGCACAAUAAUCCAUUGGUUGGAGAAAUAUCUCUAACGCGCUCGGAGAUGGAAUCUACGCGCGCCAAGCUUCUUCACAUCCUCACUGAAUCAUUGCUCGGGGAUACUCUUGCUGCAGAAUACCUUCUUCUUCAUCUUAUAUCUAAGGUGACUGGAAGACGAGAUAUCCGUGUAAUUGGGAAAAUGUGUUUAAACCUUUUCCGCCUUGAUUCUACUCUCAACUGGAGCAGACGUAUUUACACUCUGGUUGGAUUACUCAGCCCUGGCUCCCAUCAUCUUCCACUUUCAAGAAACCAGUUGGAACUCACCAAAUUCGUUCCAUUCAAGGAUUUUGAAGCAAACCGAUUAGUUUCCGGUGUUCUCCAGCUUCCUGCCGGAACUAACCUUGUUCUGGAUGAAACCGCUAUGACGGACGGUCAACUCUCAGCCAAGGGCGUACAAAACCUCACUGCUUUAGGGAACCUGAUCACAUGGCAGAAAGUGGAUUAUGAUUUUAAAUAUCACAGUCUUGACUACGAUACAGAUAUUCCUGUGCUGGUUUUAUCGGAUGGAAGAUCUCUGCUCCCCUCGGACUUCCAGGUGAUGGUGAAGCCGGAGGUGGAGAACGUGGCGAGCAUCCUGGAGAACAAGUUCAAGAACAUCGGGGCAUUGCUCACCCAGGAUUUACUCAACAGGAUCCGUGUGUACUUAACUCUCUGCCGGGAAAUGGAGUACACUCUCUCUGAUACACUUCAGAAGGAAGUACAAGAUGAUUUUGUCAGGUUGAGACAGGAGGAUGACCGACGAAUGUCUGUAGACGAUAUGCAUUCACAUCUAGUACUCGCCAGAUUAGUUGCAGUAUCAAAAGGGAAGAAUGAACUAGAUUGUGAGGAUUGGAGUAGAGUAAAGGAGAUGGAAUCUGAGAGAAGGAAUACAAGGUUACCACCUCCUAGAGGUGACGCGAGCCUAGCAAACGGUAUUCCACUCCACCUAGCGGCCUCAUGAAUUUACACAAAACUGCCAACACCACAAUAUUACAAAGCAAUACAUAUAUAUUGUAUAAAGAACCAGUAAACUGCCACAGUUCAAUUUAUCAAAUAUAUGUAUUUUUUUAUA